AUGGAAGACGACUGGAAAUCACAGCUGAACAUCCCCAAGAAAGAUACCCGGCCACAGACCGAUGACGUGCUCAACACAAGGGGCAACACUUUCGAGGACUUUUACCUGAAACGUGAGCUGCUGAUGGGCAUUUUUGAAGCCGGGUUCGAGAAGCCUUCGCCCAUCCAAGAGGAGGCUAUCCCAAUCGCGAUCGCCGGCCGUGACGUGCUGGCGCGUGCCAAAAACGGUACAGGGAAGACCGCGGCCUUUGUUGUACCCACGCUGGAAAAGGUGAAGCCCAAGGUGAACAAGAUUCAAGCUCUGAUCAUGGUUCCCACCCGUGAGCUUGCUCUCCAAACCUCUCAGGUUGUGCGUACUCUCGGCAAGCACUGCGGGAUCUCGUGCAUGGUUACUACCGGUGGUACCAACCUCCGUGAUGAUAUUUUGAGACUCAACGAGCCCGUUCAUAUACUCGUGGGUACCCCCGGCCGUGUUCUGGACCUGGCGUCCCGCAAGGUCGCGGACCUCAGCGAGUGUCCGCUUUUUGUCAUGGACGAGGCCGACAAGAUGCUGUCUCGCGACUUCAAAGCUAUCAUCGAGCAAAUUCUAACGUUUUUGCCUCCCGUCCAUCAAUCUCUGUUGUUCAGUGCCACAUUCCCACUUACUGUUAAGGAGUUUAUGGUAAAACAUUUGCACAAGCCUUACGAGAUCAACCUGAUGGAUGAGCUGACUUUGAAGGGUAUCACUCAGUACUACGCUUUCGUCGAGGAACGCCAAAAGCUGCACUGUCUGAACACCUUGUUCUCCAAGCUUCAAAUCAACCAGGCUAUUAUAUUCUGUAACUCCACAAACCGUGUCGAGCUGCUGGCCAAGAAAAUCACAGAUCUCGGUUAUUCGUGUUAUUAUUCUCACGCUCGUAUGAAGCAGUCUGAGAGAAACAAGGUCUUCCAUGAAUUCCGCCAGGGCAAGGUCCGUACGCUAGUUUGCUCAGACCUUCUCACCCGUGGUAUCGACAUCCAAGCGGUAAAUGUCGUCAUUAACUUUGAUUUCCCUAAGACUGCAGAAACCUACUUGCAUCGUAUCGGUAGAUCAGGCAGAUUCGGCCACUUGGGUCUGGCUAUCAACUUGAUCAACUGGAAUGACCGCUUCAAUCUCUACAAGAUCGAGCAAGAGCUGGGCACUGAAAUUGCUGCAAUUCCUGCGCAAAUCGACAAAUCCCUGUACGUGGCCGAAGAUGAUUCUGCGGUUCCUGUGCCCUUCCCAUUGGCUUCCUUGCCAAACACGAUGGCCAACGUUGCGGGUCAACAACAACAACUUCCACCUCAACUAACCCAACCCCAAUUUACUGCUGUACCACAGCAGUAUGCACCUCAGCAGCAGCAAUAUAUGCCUCAGCAACAGUACCAGUACCCACCUCAGGCAUUUAUGCAAGGGCCUCCCCAAUCCAUGGAGCAAGCCCCAUCUAUGCAAGGACAUGCACCUCAACAGACAUAUUGA
Molecule: messenger RNA, 1476 nt
Organism: Lachancea thermotolerans CBS 6340
Lineage: Eukaryota; Fungi; Ascomycota; Saccharomycetes; Saccharomycetales; Saccharomycetaceae
Gene: DHH1
Product: DExD/H-box ATP-dependent RNA helicase DHH1
Exons: 1
Coding region: 1-1476 (491 amino acids)
Biological process (GO): P-body assembly; cytoplasmic stress granule assembly
Cellular component (GO): P-body; cytoplasmic stress granule
Molecular function (GO): mRNA binding; RNA helicase activity; ATP binding
Source: RefSeq, a predicted model, not a curated record